AUGUUUGAUGGUUGCUAUGAUGAACCUAUACCACCGGUACCCACCACCCCCAUUCAAGUAGCACAUAAACUACCAGCAGAAGAAAUGAAAUCAGCAGAAUCUCCAACGAGAUAUACGUUCGAUGAUUUUCCGAUUACCAAGAGAGAAACACUGAAUGUGUCCAAUUAUAAGCUGGAUCUUGUAUAUGCCAAACGAACUUUGGGUUUGGCUGUUCGCUUGAAAAAGGGGGAUUGUAUACGAUCAUCGUUGUUAAAUGAUCUAGCAACGGAAAAGGAAAUUCGGGCAGCAGCUCGAGCAUUAGAAGAAGAAGUUUUAAACCCAGGGAAGAAUUUUGUUAAUAAGGAAAGUGUGCCUUUUCUAAAUAAGCAUUUCAUAGUUACAAUGGAGAAGGAAAGCCUCUUGUUUCCUGAAGCAAUUUAUUAUUGUGAGCUAUGCUCAUUUCAUAUGAAUAAUAUAAAUCAAGCUAAAUCUCAUGUGGAACAGUAUGCAACUCAUUUAGAUGGUGAAGAACGUUUCCAACAAAGGAAAAAUCUGUUCAAUAGUUUGCCUAAGCCCAGUAAUAAUCAUCUUGAGGCUCUAAACACUUUGAUUUUGCACGAAGUUGGAGAGGGUCGGAUCAAGACUUCUUCAAAUCUUCAACCUAAUAAUUUACAAUCCUUUGUUAAAGAAAAAACUGAGAGUCUUACCAUAAUGCUUCAGAAGAUUAUUCCAGACAAGUUAGUGACGCUGACGAAUUAUGGCUCAGUGUUAACCGAUUGUGAUACUUGCCACAGUAACGUCAAUUAUUUGUUAAAUGUAGAAAACUGUAACAUCUCCGAAUCUUUCGUGAUUUUGAGCAAAUUCUACAAUGGUUUGCAAAGUCAUCAAAAACAAACUAACGAGAUUUCAAACAUUGUUCUCAGCGAUAGCAUGCCUCCUAAUAUCUCCUUUGUGAUGAAUAACGUGGAGGUUGUCUUGUCGUGGAAGAACGAUGAACACGUAGAAACGAGUAAACUCAUUAAAAUUUUUAGUGGAGUCUGUGCGAACUUGUCAGUUAUAUUGCGCUUCGUGCGACGAUGGGCUUCGAUUUCAGGGUUAGAUAACUCGAACAAGAAAGGAUGUGGCUUUUGUAGUUUUGUUUUCGAUUACAUGGUCAUUCAUUUCUUACAAAAAGAGGGAUUCGUCCCUCACUUGAAGGAUAUUUUCGCUGGUUAUGUUAAUGAGGAUAGUGAGGAGAACUUCGCUACAAGCUAUUUGCCUCACUUUGACGCACUGUUCGCUGAUAUUGCUGAUUCGAAUAAGUUAAAUGCACUCCGGAAACGACUCAAAGUACCGGAGAAGUGGAACUAUGCCGACCUGUUUCUGAAAUUCUUGAAAUAUACAAUCGAGAAUAAAACGGAUGUCGUUCAAAUCGUUUCCAAAACGCCAAUAUUGCGAAAGAGCACCAAGCUCAAAGUUUCGGUUUUACAAGUACAAGACCCUUAUGGAGAGAACAUUGCUAGUUGUUCGAAGGCGUUUCAAUGCUACUUCCUUAAUUGCUUCCUGAUUUCCUAUGUCUAUUUCUCAAUUCCCCAAAACUCUGAUGGACCGCUGACGAAAAUAAACUUCUAUCAGAAGUUGGUGGAGAGUCCGAGAAAGAAGAAGACAAAAGAAAAAGAUUCACAGUUUCAAAAGGUUCAGCUAAAACUGAAAGAAAACGAAACACCCGAAAAAACGAAAGCUGUGCGAACGUUGGCUGGCCACAGCACUGAACCACAGUCUGUUAAACCGAAUAAAAGUCCUGCAGAUGAAGAUGAGGAAAUCGAGAGGUUAACUAAGGAGUUGGAGAAGCUACAACAGAGUGCUAAAGUGAUUCCAAUAACACAAGAAGAAUGUAUAGAGUUUAACGGUCCUAACCAAUAUCCCAAAAAAGCAAUGUUGGAUAUCAAUAGUAGCAGUACCUACCAAUUGACUACAGAAGUUAUGAAAAUCAUCAGAGCUCAAAAACUUUUAACAACAAAAAAAAAGCCUCUUCGACCGGGCUUGAUUCUACUGAAUCCCGAAUCAAUGCAAAGUCCUGAGCUAGUGAACUUCUAUAACAGGAAAAAGAUAAAUUGGAAAGAUGAAAUAAUCCAAGACCGAAUAGAGCCUAUUACUCCAGGAAAUGAUGCCGUUGAUGCUGCUGCAGAGAAUCUAAAUUCCGACAACGUCUGUUUUGAAGAGUUUUUCAUGGAGUAUGACUUGGCUGGCAUUAAGAGCAUAAAAGAGAAGGUUAAGUCUUGGACAGCUUCCGAUUAUCGCUACGUGUUUCUGGACUCUCACAAUUUCAAUAAGGACUUUUGUCCGGAGUUGAAAUGUACGUUCUGUGACAAGCUGAACCAUUCGACAGCUCAUUGCCAUCGAACGAAGACACCAGCUCUCACACCUUAUCCGAAGAAGGAUUCAAAUGGAUUGUUCGAGUUGGAUACUUUGAUCAUGUUUAAUCAUGGAAGGGAGAAAUUGAGUGAUUCAUCACAGAAAAACUCCGCUGAUGCUGUUCAACAUCUAGCAAACAUUUUGUCUGAUUUCUUCAGAAGAAAAGUCAAGCUUGAGAUCUUUGGUUCUUUGGUGAACGGGUUCGGUACGAAAGGAUCCGAUUUGGACGUUUGUUUCACUUUUGCGAACUCACCUGCAGCUCCUCCGGAAAUUGACCCUAAAAAUGUUAUUAAACAGAUAUACAAAGCCUUGAUCUCAAGACAUAAGUUCGUCUCGAACAUCACGCGAAUCCUUAUGGCUAAGGUUCCCAUAGUCAAGUUUGUAUAUCAUUACCACGGAUUAGAGUAUCACACAGAUAUAAGUUAUUAUAAUUGUCUUGCCAUACACAAUUCGAAGCUUCUCCGCACCUAUUGUCUGUACGAGCCAGUACGCUUGCCCCAGUUAGGUUUAUGGGUUAAAAAGUUCGCUAAAGUUUGCGAUAUUGGAGAUGCUUCGAAGGGAUCUCUGUCUUCUUAUUCAUAUAUAAUAAUGUUGAUUCAUUACCUUCAAAAUUGCGAACCACCCGUGCUGCCAAGACUACAAGAGGACUUCAAGACAGAUAGCACUCCUCAGAAAAUCAUCGAAGGAUGGGACGUCUACUUCCAUGAUAAAAUUACGAAAAAGAAGUCCAAAAACACCAUGAAGGUUUCCGAGCUGUUCCUCGGCUUUCUUGAUUACUUUUCGAGUUUCAAUUAUUAUCACAAAGUGAUUCAAAUUAGACGAAAAGAAGAAUUAUUGAAAAUGGAGAAGCGGUGGAAUAGACCCAUUUGUAUCGAAGAUCCCUUUGAUCUCAAACAUAACCUAGGCAACGUUGUUAAUUCGAAGAUGUUCCUCUUCAUCCGCCAGUGCUUCAUUUCUGCCAGAGAUAUUUUCAAUUCAGAAGAGACGCGAUUGGCUUUCUGCCUGAGAAUGGGGAGACAUCCUAUGGAUAUUAUCCAACCUCAUGAAAUUCCAGCCUACAUGGAAUUCUCGCUGGAUGCAUGUGAUUUUGGUAAUGCACCGUCUGUUCGUUAUUACCGAUCACGAGCUGGUAACAACAACACGGAGGAACACAACAAACAAACACCGAAACGUCAAACUCAAGAAGAUGCAGGUCAGACGAAUGUAAAAGAGAGAAAAAAUCAAACGUCUACACCGAAUCGUCGAAGGAACAAGAAAUCAUAUAAUCGUCCGGCUUUAAAUCCCAACCAGAAUGGAACGACCCAAGUUGCUUCUCCUCGAGCUUGA
Molecule: messenger RNA, 3699 nt
Organism: Auanema sp. JU1783
Lineage: Eukaryota; Metazoa; Nematoda; Chromadorea; Rhabditida; Rhabditidae
Source: the annotation of a GenBank genome assembly